Myotis daubentonii (Daubenton's bat) is the source of this 812-nucleotide messenger RNA. RefSeq lists its product as uncharacterized. The transcript has 2 exons. The coding region runs from base 150 to 764 and encodes 204 amino acids. Lineage: Eukaryota; Metazoa; Chordata; Mammalia; Chiroptera; Vespertilionidae. The record is from RefSeq and is a predicted model, not a curated record.
GCCACCUGAGAGUGUAAGCAGGAAGUGGAACAUGCUAUGUUUCAUAGCUCUGGGGCAAUGACACGAGCAGUGGGUUAGGUAUCAGGGUCUUGUGUUCAUCCUGGUUCUAUCUCUGAUUAAGAACCCAGCUAUUGGCAACUCAGGUGGUGAUGGUGCUUGUGGAUGUAGUGGUGGCGGUGGUGAAGGUAGUGGUUGAAGUGAUGGUGGUGACAAAGGUGGUGGUGAUGGUGCUGGUGAUGGUAGUGGUGGUGAUGGUGAUGGUGGUGGUGGUGGUGGUGAUAAUGGUGGUAGUGGUGGUGGUGGUGGUGGUAAUGGUGGUGAUAGUGGUGAUGGUGAUGGUGGUGGAGGUAAUGGUGGUGAUGGUGAUGGUGGUGGUGGUAGUGGUAAUGGUGGUGGUGGUUGUGGUAUUGAUGGUCAUUGUGGUGGUGGUGGUGAUAGUGAUGGUGGUGAUAGCAGUGGUGGUGGUGGUGGUGAUGGUGGUGAUGGUGAUGGUAAUGGAGGUGGUGGUGAUGGUGAUGUUGUUGGUUAUGGUAGUGGUGGUGGUGAUGAAGGUGGUCAUGAUGAUGGUGGUAAUGGAAGUGGUGAUGGUGAUGGUAAUGGUGGUUAUGGUGGUAAUGAUGGUGACAGUGGUGAUGGUGGUGGUGGUGGUGGUGGUAAUAUGGUGGUGUUGUGGUAUUGAUGGUCACUGUGGUGGUGGUGGUGGUGGUGAUAGUGGUGAUGGUGAUGGUGGUGGUGGUGGUAAUAUGGUGGUGUUGUGGUAUUGAUGGUCACUGUGGUGGUGGUGGUGGUGAUAGUGAUGGUGGUGAUGGUGG